Molecule: messenger RNA, 1146 nt
Organism: Talaromyces proteolyticus
Lineage: Eukaryota; Fungi; Ascomycota; Eurotiomycetes; Eurotiales; Trichocomaceae
Product: Ser-Thr-rich glycosyl-phosphatidyl-inositol-anchored membrane family-domain-containing protein
Exons: 2
Coding region: 304-1041 (245 amino acids)
Source: RefSeq, a predicted model, not a curated record
GUCACAGGCUGUCGUAAUAAUGGCUGUGCCCAGGCACCGACAGUUAAUAAUUCGCUUUCCGCCUCUCGCCAGUCUUUCGCUUUCGCUUUGAAUUCGCCUUCGCUUCUCUUUGCCCUGCUCUAGCACGAGAUCAGUCGAUCUUUUCUUUUUUUAUUAUCUUUACCCUCCGUGGUUCACACUCCUUGAUAUAAAACAAUCGCAUUAUCCUGCACUCCUUUCCAUCUUGCGUUGGGUUACACUACAUACCCUCGAACUGUCUACUUAUAUAUCUGCUUAAUUAUACUCUACAACAUUUGAAUCAACAUGCGCUUCCUCACCCUUGCUACCGGUCUCUUCGCUGCCAUCGCCGCGGCAGCCUCGAGCUCCUCCACCGACACCGGCGCCAAUGCCUUCAUCGCUCCUGUCGCCGGCACCACACUUAAGGCUGGCCAGACCACCACCCUCAAAUGGACGCCGACCACCAGCGGCACCGUCAACCUGCGACUGCAAUGGGGCGCCCUGACCACCGCCGACGAGGGUCUUGCCAUCGCCAGCGCCAUCUCCAACACUGGCUCCUUCUCCUGGACCCCCCCGUCCUCCAUUCCCGUUGAAUCCGACUACUUCAUCCGCAUCGCCAGCGACAGCGAUGCCAGCGAGGUGAACUAUUCCGCGCGAUUCGCGAUUUCCGGCGUUUCCGGGUCCGUGUCAAUCAGCGCGUCGACGUCUUUCUCUACUACGGUUUCGUCAACCAGUACCAGUGCCACGUCGACAACGUUGGUGACAAGCACGAGCACGAGCACGACUACCUCGGCAUCGAGUACGUCUACGUCCAAGUCUACGUCUACUUCGACCUCGACGAGUGCGACGCCCACGUCGACGGUGCUGAGCUCGACCAGUGCGGUGUCCUCGGCGAGGGCGGCGAGCACCACCACAACGGCUGCUGCGACCACGACUGCGGCGACGACGCCGACGAGCGUGCCGCAUACGAAUGGUGUUGAGUCGAUCAAGGUGCCGGGUUGUUUGAUUGCUGCUGUGGCGCUUGGCGCGUUUGCGUUGCUGUAAAUUCUUCCUAUACAAAUAUUUGUGGAUUCGUGCUGUAUUCUAGGGGAUGUGGGUUUGGUGUAUAUAUUAAUUCGUGUAUGGUAGAUGAGUUAUGGUUAUAAUAAU